AUGGUAAGAGAGCCCUUUGUGAGGGCUUUGAAACUGGCCUUGACUUGCUUGAUGAGACCUCUAAAAGGGGUGGCAUAUGUUGAUGCUAAAAUUAUAGUUGAAGCUGGUGAGUUUGAGAGAAGCCUGUGCCAUGACAUUUAUGGUCACCAGUUUUGCGUUGGUCCACUUUUAACCACUAGCGAAAGCAAAAGCGAACACGAGUGUCUGACUUGGCUUGACUCGCAACCAACCCGCAGUGUUUUCUUUCUUUGUUUCGGCAGCUUGGGAGUCUUUAAUUCGCGGCAGUUAAGGGAAACGGCUAGUGGGUUGGAGAAAAGUGGCGUUAGGUUCUGGUGGGUGGUGCAUCCUCCCCUGGCUGACAGUCAAACUCAAGCUGGGAAGUCAAGCACUCCAAAUGAGCCAUGUUUGGAAUUACUUUUGCCAGAAGGGUUCUUGGAGAGAACCAAAGAUCGGGGAUUUCUAGUGAAUUCAUGGGCACCACAAGUUGAAAUACUCAACCACGGCUCGGUUGGAGGGUUUGUGACUCAUUGUGGAUGGAAUUCUUUACUUGAAGCCCUUUGUGCUGGGGUGCCAAUGGUGGCUUGGCCUCUGUAUGCAGAGCAAAGGAUGAAUAGGAUUUUCUUGGUUGAGCAAAUGAAGGUGGCUCUAGCAUUUAGAGAAGCCGAGGACGAUCAGUUUGUCAAUGCGGCCGAGCUGGAGGAGUGUGUGAUUGAGCUGAUGAACUCGAAGAAAGGUGAAGCUGUUCGAGAAAGGGUUCUGAAACUUAAAGAGGAUGCAGUGGAGGCGAAGAGUGACGGAGGAUCUUCUUGCAUAGCCAUGGCUAAGUUGGUGGAUUCUUUUAAUAAUUGUAAACCGCGGGCUUGAAACCAUUAGUGUUCAACAAUGGGAUCUAUCUUGUUUGCUGAUCAUUUUUACAUAAACAUGAACUUUCAAUAUGUAAUCUUUUAAAAGAAAAGUAAAUUCAAAUUAAGUUC
This is a messenger RNA of Populus euphratica (Euphrates poplar), 974 nucleotides long. Its product is annotated as anthocyanidin 5,3-O-glucosyltransferase-like. NCBI's taxonomy places the organism in Eukaryota, Viridiplantae, Streptophyta, Magnoliopsida, Malpighiales, Salicaceae. The record is from RefSeq and is a predicted model, not a curated record. Bases 1 to 864 code for a protein of 287 amino acids. The transcript has 3 exons. Gene Ontology annotation, molecular function: UDP-glucosyltransferase activity.